Drosophila santomea is the source of this 2186-nucleotide messenger RNA. RefSeq lists its product as uncharacterized. The transcript is spliced from 3 exons. The coding region runs from base 302 to 1957 and encodes 551 amino acids. The record is from RefSeq and is a predicted model, not a curated record. NCBI's taxonomy places the organism in Eukaryota, Metazoa, Arthropoda, Insecta, Diptera, Drosophilidae.
UUGUAGCAUUACAAGUCGAAAUUUGUGUAAAAUAAAGAGCAGUUUCAUAGUAUCUUUUUGCUGCUGAAAGGUCUUUUGUUAGCCUUGCUCAGCACUUGGAACUCAGCACUAUAACUAAGGUAUUCUAUUUAUACGAGUGUAGUGUCGCCGCUCCUUGUGCUUGUUACCAGACUUGGGCCCACCACUUGUCGCAUCCCUGAGAAACCCCGAGCUCCACUUUCUGCGGUUGAGAAGCGCUUGCUGACAGUCGCUGAAGAAAUAAGUAUUGUUUUGUUAAAUAAAACAGUGAAUUCCGUUGGUCAUGAAGGAACCAAGCGAGGAGUUACUGGAUCGCCACUUCAGGCAGCAGGUGGCCAGUUACAAGGAUGUGGAUCGGGCACGGGCUAAGCAGUCGGAUCGCCUCAUCAUGGCCAGGUGGAUAAAGGUGUUCGAGAGGACACCGGUCAGCCAGAAGUUGGCCCGGAACAGCCUGAUGCUGCUCAUGCAUGGCCACAUCAAGGACUUUGGAGUGCUGAAGGAGCCGUUCACGGAUAUGCGCAACUGCAGUAGGAAUCUGAAUGCCAUUUUGGAUGAGUACAAGGGCCAGUCAUGCGAGGAGAAAGAUAUUGGUUCAACCAUAACUGUUUCGAAAGAACAGCCAUUGCCUGCUGGUAGAACAUCUUCACGUGCAUGGAAUGCACUGCUCAAAAAGUGCUCCACUCAAAUAUUACGACCUAGGCAACUGACACCCAUCAAGGAGGUAGCCGAGCCCUCAGAAAAGGAACCCACAACCAGCAGUUUUGCCAGCAUUGUGACGAUGAUACGACAAACGAAAACGCGAUCCUCUGGCUCGAUUGAAAGCUUAGAUGCUUCAAGGACUGGCUCCGAUUGCGACCAUGUGGCUGAUAGACAAAGUGUGAGGCAGAAGGUCCAAUCAUUGGAGGAUGAGUUCUCGAGGAAUACGCACCAUCCAUUGUCCUUAAGUGCAAUGGAAAAUAUAAGAAAUAACUGUCAGAGAAACUCAAGCAGUAGUGCGUCCAAGAGUGAUCAACCAGCAAGCGGAAGAACCCGUUCCUCCAGUCCCUUAUCCCAAGAGAAACUAAAUCAGAUCACCAAUGUCAUAGAUCAGGUCAAUCGCAGAUCAAGUGCUGUACAAAGUUUGAAGGAUUGCUUUGAGGAAAUGGCCGAACGUCUGAAAAAGACAAUCGAACCGAAAUGUGUCGCACCAGCAGGACACAAGCCGAAGGUUUCGUCGCCUCCGCCACCAAAGAAGAUCAGUAGGAUUCGCCGGAAUGUUUCUCCCCAGCGAGCCAGGCAACCAGGAGGUAAAUGCCAUCCUUCCGUAAGUUUUAAGGACAUAACUGUGCAGCAAUUGCUGAUUCGUAGGGAAAAGCUGCGUGUCGAGUGCUUGGCGUACUACAACUUGGAUGGCACGAUGAAGGAUGUGAAGGACAUGCCUGACCCUCCAAUGGACACUAGGAAAGCUGAAAAGAGAGUCAGUGGCUUCCUUAUUGGUGCCUAUCGAGCCUUGGCACGGCUGAAACGCUGGCGGGGAAAAUCCAAACAGUUGCGAUUUUUCAAGACCUGUUUCCAGAAAUGUGGACUUCGCAAUUUCGUUGAACUGCAGGCUCUGGAUCGAAGAUUUGAGAUGGUGGCACUCAAGUGGUAUCGCCGCAAGGUGAUGGCCUGUCAACGCCGAACCUGGCGUAGUUAUCGCAGGAUCAUCUUGGCGCAGAAACCAUCAUACGACGAGGACGAUAUACAGCUGAUGCGCCACCAGUUGGAGCUGCAAGAGGAACUGCAGCGGGAGCGAAUGGUGCACCUGGCCAAAAUCAAGGAAAUAUGCAAGACCAGCUGUUGCGGAAUCAUCAGCGCGGAAGUCGUUUGCAAAAUGCUCAAACGCCUGGACGAUGAACACGACCAGCUAGCCGAAGAUCUGCAGUCACUGCUCCGCCAGAAGGAGCAACUGUUCCAGUGAAGCAUCCUGCGAAUCCAUAACUUUUCUCGCACCUGUAUUUGUAAACAUUUUGCACCUGCGUAAGCCCGUUUACAUCGCGAGCCGCGCUGCUCAUUAAUUAAUUCAAAUACUACGCUUUAUUAAAUUAAGAAGUGCUGAAAGGGAUAUAAACCAAAGGGGAGUUAGUCCCAAAGGGGAAGGGACCAAAGCUGGCGAUGACUACACAAUAAACAAACAAUCUACUCGUAAA